This is a messenger RNA of Postia placenta MAD-698-R-SB12, 600 nucleotides long. RefSeq lists its product as hypothetical. Bases 1 to 600 code for a protein of 199 amino acids. The transcript is spliced from 7 exons. Lineage: Eukaryota; Fungi; Basidiomycota; Agaricomycetes; Polyporales; Adustoporiaceae. The record is from RefSeq and is a predicted model, not a curated record.
AUGGCUCUUCUGACCUCUUUCCUGGUUGCACUGGCAGCAUGUCUCCCUGUGGACCAGGAUGACGUGUACGUUUAUGCAGGCGUUGAAUACGGGGACACGUGCUUUUGCGGCAAUGGUAUUGACAACCAAGGCGUACCGGCGGAUUCUUCGAACUGCGACAUAGCAUGCACUGGAGAUUCGAGCGAGACCUGCGGCGGUGAUUACUACUUGGAUAUCUACUGGAGCGGUGAUCCGCCGCCGCCGCCGCCGGUCACCGUCUACCAGGUUGGACAUUGGGUGCUGCUGGGCUGUUACAGCGACGCGGACGGUGCGCGCACACUCACCACUACUUCCGAUCUUGCGCCAAGUUCCGUCACCGUCGAGUCUUGCACGUCCUACUGCUACGAUGGCGGAUUCAACUACGCCGGAGUCGAGUACGAUCAGCAGUGCUACUGCGGCCUCGCCAUUGAGAACGGAGGCCAACCGAUCAAUUUGGGCAACUGCGACAUGGUCUGUGCAGGCAACACCUCCGAAUAUUGCGGCGGCUCUUAUACUCUCGAUGGUAAAGGUGCGAUGCGUCGACCGGCCACUGAUGCAGAACAGGGUGACCCUAUGACCUGA